This is a messenger RNA of Knipowitschia caucasica, 2610 nucleotides long. Lineage: Eukaryota; Metazoa; Chordata; Actinopteri; Gobiiformes; Gobiidae. The record is from the annotation of a GenBank genome assembly.
AUGAGCGGGAGGAGGUGGCAGGGAGCGGCAGGAGGCGGCAGGGAGCGGCAGGAAGCGGCAGGAGGCGGCAGGGAGCGGCAGGAGGACUCGCAGGCGGCAAGAGGCGGCAGGAGGACUCGCAGGCGGCAAGAGGCAGCAGGGAGCGGCAGGAGGCGGCAGGGGGCGGCAGCAGAAGAUGGAACCGAGCAGGAGCCGAGAGGAGCCGCGCUAAGUAGAGAGAGAGAGAGAGAGAGCGAAAUGGGGAGAGGAGAGCUGUCGGGCCCUCGGAGGCCCCCGGUCUACACCUGGGAGGAGGUGCAGAGACACAGACACAGGAGCGACCAGUGGAUCGUCAUCAACAGAAAGGUCUACAACGUCAGUCACUGGGUCAACAGGCACCCAGGAGGACUCAGACUGAUACAGCACUACGCAGGAGAGGACGCCACGGAAGCGUUCACAGCGUUUCAUCGUGAUCUGAAGUUGGUCCAGAAGUUUCUGAAGCCGCUGCUGAUCGGAGAACUGUCUGAGCACGAGCCCCGUCAGGACAACAACAAGAAUGAGGCAGUGGCCGCAGACUUCCGGGCGCUGCUCUCUGAGGUGCAGAGAGAGGGUAUGUUCGAGGCCUGUCCCUGGUUCUUCUUCCUGCAUUUGACCCACCUCCUGCUGCUGGAGACCGGGGCCUGGCUCCUGCUGAGACUGUGGGGGACCGGCUGGGGGCCCACCCUGCUGGGCUGCCUGCUGCUGACUGUGGUACAGGCUCAGGCCUCAUGGCUCCAGCACGACUUUGGACAUCUGUCUGUUUUCAAAAGAUCGAGAUGGAAUCACGUCGCUCAGAGGUUUGUCAUCGGUCACCUCAAGGGGGCCUCUGCUCAGUGGUGGAACCAUCGGCAUUUCCAGCAUCACGCCAAACCCAACAUCUUCAGCAAAGACCCAGACGUCAACAUGGUCCAAGUGCUGGUGGUCGGAGCGGUUCAGCCUGUGGAGUUUGGAAUCAAGAAGAUCAAAUUCCUGCCGUACAAUCACCAGCACAAGUACUUCUUUUUAGAAAACUCAGUGAAAUGUUUGCAGGACACACAGAUCCAGGAUGAUCUGUCUCUGCCUCUGCCUCUGUCUCUGCCUCUGCCUCUGUCUCUGUCUCUGCCUCUGCCUCUGUCUCUGUCUCUGCCUCUGCCCCUGCCUCUGCCUCUGUCUCUGCCUCUGUCUCUGCCUCUGCCUCUGCCUCUGCCUCUGCCUCUGCCUCUGUCUCUGUCUCUGCCUCUGCCUCUGUCUCUGCCUCUGUCUCUGUCUCUGCCUCUGCCUCUGUCUCUGUCUCUGCCUCUGUCUCUGUCUCUGCCUCUGCCUCUGCCUCUGCCUCUGCCUCUGCCUCUGUCUCUGUCUCUGUCUCUGUCUCUGUCUCUGUCUCUGUCUCUGCCUCUGCCUCUGCCUCUGUCUCUGCCUCUGUCUCUGCCUCUGCCUCUGUCUCUGCCUCUGCCUCUGCCUCUGUCUCUGCCUCUGUCUCUGCCUCUGCCUCUGUCCCUGCCUCUGCCCCUGCCCCUGCCUCUGCCUCUGCCUCUGUCUCUGCCUCUGCCUCUGUCCCUGCCUCUGUCUCUGUCUCUGCCUCUGUCUCUGCCUCUGCCCCUGCCCCUGCCUCUGCCUCUGCCUCUGCCUCUGUCUCUGUCUCUGCCUCUGUCUCUGCCUCUGCCUCUGUCUCUGUCUCUGUCUCUGCCUCUGCCUCUGUCUCUGCCUCUGUCUCUGCCUCUGUCUCUGCCUCUGCCUCUGUCUCUGUCUCUGCCUCUGCCUCUGUCUCUGCCUCUGCCUCUGUCUCUGCCUCUGCCUCUGUCUCUGUCUCUGCCUCUGUCCCUGCCUCUGUCUCUGUCUCUGUCUCUGUCUCUGCCUCUGCCUCUGCCUCUGUCUCUGCCUCUGUCUCUGCCUCUGCCUCUGUCUCUGCCCCUGCCUCUGCCUCUGUCUCUGUCUCUGCCUCUGUCUCUGCCUCUGCCUCUGCCUCUGCCUCUGCCUCUGUCUCUGUCUCUGUCUCUGCCUCUGUCUCUGCCUCUGCCUCUGUCUCUGUCUCUGUCUCUGUCUCUGCCUCUGUCUCUGCCUCUGUCUCUGCCUCUGCCUCUGUCUCUGUCUCUGCCUCUGUCUCUGCCUCUGCCUCUGCCUCUGCCUCUGUCUCUGCCUCUGUCUCUGCCUCUGCCUCUGUCUCUGCCUCUGCCUCUGUCUCUGUCUCUGUCUCUGCCUCUGUCUCUGCCUCUGUCUCUGCCUCUGCCCCUGCCUCUGCCUCUGUCUCUGUCCAAAAUUGGUCCUCCUCUGAUCAUCCCGGUCGUGUUCCACCUCCAGGCCAUGUACCGCACCAUCCAACGCAGGAACUGGGAGGACCUGUGUUGGUCUCUGACGUACUACCUCAGAUACUUUCUGUGUUUCGUUCCUCUGUUUGGAUUCUGGGGAUCUGUGGCGUUCCUCACUUUGGUCAGGUUUCUGGAGAGUCACUGGUUUGUUUGGGUGACGCAGAUGAACCACCUGAGCAUGGAGAUCGACCACGAGCGGCACCAGGACUGGCUGAGUAUGCAGCUUCAGGCCACAUGUAACGUGGAGCAGUCGACCUUCAAUGACUGGUUCAGUGGACACCUCAACUUCCAGAUCGAGCACCAGUAA